Pleurotus ostreatus (oyster mushroom) is the source of this 504-nucleotide messenger RNA. RefSeq lists its product as uncharacterized. The transcript has 2 exons. Bases 1 to 504 code for a protein of 167 amino acids. NCBI's taxonomy places the organism in Eukaryota, Fungi, Basidiomycota, Agaricomycetes, Agaricales, Pleurotaceae. The record is from RefSeq and is a predicted model, not a curated record.
AUGUCGACGCGGCGUCACCCCGACUCGAAGGCCGCCAACCCAACCAUCGUGCCCCGCUUCCCGAGGCCCUUCGACGGCAACAAGACCGUCCCUCCCCCGGUCCUCACCGUCAACCCCGCCGACACUAUCGGCAAAGUCGACGACAUGAUCGUCAUCGAUGACAUCCCUCGCGCCCGGGACAGGGUCGUGUGCGAGUGUGGGGUCGAACUGACCCGCUCAUACCUCGAGAAACACCGGCUCACGGCCAAGCACGCAGCUGCGUUGGCCAAAGCGACCGCAAAGGCCAGUGGUGCGAAGCAGAAGAAAGGGGGCGCGGUGCGAAAUGGCCACGCUCAUGCUGCGGCACCCGGCGCACCUAGCGAGCAUGGGCUGAAUGAUGCGGACGCCAACGCUGACGCUGAUGCGCAUGAGUACACGGCGUUCGAUCGCACGUACUUCGAGGCUGACAGCAGCUCGCUCAUGACCAACCCCUACUACUCCCAAGAUGCGUACAUCCACGGCUGA